AUGUCUUUCCCCCAGGAUCCUCGCCGCCGUCGUGGUGGUGCUGGUGCUGGGUUCAGCUCGACGGGGCGCCGAACUGCUAUGGGCUACUGGAUUCCUCUCGCGCUUACCGUUGGUGUUGCGACAUUGAGCGUUGCCGCCUGGAUAUGGAACGUGGACGGAAGUCCCGGAGAUACCCCAUAUGAUCCCACCUUCAUGGGUCGCAUGCAGGGUGCUUUGCGCCGAACUCCCAGCCCCCAGCAGAUUUUUGACGGCGCAAGCCGAAAAGUCGCAGCUGGUGUGACAGCUGCCGGUGCUUUCGUUGGAAAUGCGCUCACGUCCAUCCGCGAGGAAAACCGUGGCGACUUUGAAGAUCACUCGCGAUGGUCCGAAGAGGCUCAGUCUCGCGCCAUUGGUGGUCAGCAGACUCCAACAAUGAGUGGUGCGCUGCCAAAUCGUGGACCUGUCUCUGGCCAGCACCCCGUCGACAAGAAGAAAAAGACGGUUGUCAUUGUCGUAUCAUCUCUCUCCCCUGCUGAUUCAGAUGAGUUUGCCUCGGAGCACGCCUCUAUUUUAUCCCAUCUACCAGAACAUGUUGAUCUGGAUACGUCUCGGAUCUUUGUUCUGAUCUACGCCCCUGAAGUGAAGCAUGCGAUUGGCCAAGGCAGCUCAUCGCGUGCCACCCAAUCUAUCGCGUCGUCUUAUUCGAACAUUGCCACGGAAGAGGCGAACUCAUCCGGUGAAUUGCCAAGCAGGGACCUCCAAGCCCUAGAGCCUCGCCAAGAUGACGACUUUGAGAGUCACAGCCCCUUCUUCAAGACUCUGUACACUCAGGCCCAAGCACUUGUUGAAAAGGAGAACAUGAUCAUGCCUUUCAGCACGGCAACCGGUUAUGUGCACCUUGUGCGCCACCUUGCCCCCGAUCUCGUCUAUGUCCAGGAGUCUCUCACUGGCAACGAAGGCGAGGGCGAGGCUGUCCAGCACAUCUCCGGAUGGGUCCGACAGGUCGUUGUUGUCGUUGGCGAUGAGGGCGGCCGAGGCGGACUCAUCGACAGUGAUGACGAGUCCGCUCUUGCCGAUAAGGGAGAGCGCUGGUGGCAAAAGGACGGCACAACUGGCAUUGGAAAGCGCAUUGAUGUCGUUGACGUUCUCCGUGUUGGUGACGACUGGCGACGCCGGGUCAGCGGCUUGGACUAG
Messenger RNA from Penicillium waksmanii, 1173 nucleotides. RefSeq lists its product as uncharacterized. Lineage: Eukaryota; Fungi; Ascomycota; Eurotiomycetes; Eurotiales; Aspergillaceae. The transcript is spliced from 3 exons. The record is from RefSeq and is a predicted model, not a curated record. The coding region runs from base 1 to 1173 and encodes 390 amino acids.